Molecule: messenger RNA, 630 nt
Organism: Bacidia gigantensis
Lineage: Eukaryota; Fungi; Ascomycota; Lecanoromycetes; Lecanorales; Ramalinaceae
Exons: 2
Coding region: 1-630 (209 amino acids)
Source: RefSeq, a predicted model, not a curated record
AUGUCUGCGCUGCUGUUGUGGAGUAGGACGAAGGUAUUGGUCACGCCGUUCAACAGCUCCAGCCAGCUUCAACUACUUAGUCUGGUACAAGAUGAACACGAGAUCGACUUCGAGAACGCGAUAACGAAGUAUAAUGAGCAGGCAGUUAAAGGCACGCAUAGGGAGAAAGAUAGGAAGUCGAGUCGAGAUAGUGAAGCACUUCGAGAAGAGGCUGAACAAGGUGUUGCCGGCGAGUACUUGUCGGCGUUGUUCAGGCAGAGAGCCACCGUCGACGGCUCGAUCAGGAAGAUCCUCCCGAUCAUGUCGUGGGUAUCCAACGACUCCAACAUAACAGCGAAGACAAUGAAACCUGUGGUCUCCACCGUGAUCAUCAAGGGGAACGCGCUUGAUAUCAUGUCCGCGAAGACGAACUUCAGCGACCUCAUCCAGAUCAUCGAGCCUAUGACUAUGUCCCCGAGCAAUACUGUCGUCGUAGACGGGGAGAUCAAGGGGAGGUGGGCCGGGUGGAUGACGUUGAAGGAGCUUAAGAGGACGAAGAUAGGCAACCAUCGUGCAUUCAUUGCAACUUUUCCGGCAGCUCGAUCAUGUUUAUGGUUAGGCACAGAAAGACAAAGGUGGUCAUCUUGGUGA